UUGACUAUUGGACGCACGAAAUUGUUGACAAAGAUCAAAGCAACACCAAAAGGAUAGUAGCUAUGAUUUGGUUUCCUCAAUCUUCGUGGUCUAUCGAUUACACACAAGCUGAUGAUGACAUCGGCAGCUCUGGACAUGGAUUCCGUCAGAGCAGCACCAACUACCAUCUGCCACAUGGUGGCCAUGCCUUACCCAGGUCGCGGCCACAUCAAUUCGAUGAUGAACUUCUGCAAGAUACUAGCUUCGAAGCAGCCCGACAUUCUCGUCACCUUCGUUGUCACCGAGGAAUGGCUCGGCUUCAUAGGCUCCGACCCUAAGCCGGAAAACAUACACUUCGCCUCCAUACCUAAUGUUGUCCCAUCGGAGCUGGUUCGCGCCGCUGAUUUGAGCAAGUUCAUAGAAGCCGUCAUAACGAAGAUGGAAGCCCCAAUCGAGCGGCUCCUGAACAUACUGGAGCCGCUUCCGACAGUUAUCGUGGCUGAUACUUGGUUGUUUUGGGCGGUCGGCAUCGGGAAGCGUAGGAAUAUUCCGGUGGCGAUGUAUUGGCCUAUGUCGGCUUCGAUGUUCACAGUCAUCCAACAUUUCCAUCUUUUUGCCCAAAACGGUCAUUUCCCAGUUGACAUCUCAGCAAAAGGCGAUGAGCAAGUGGACUAUAUUCCUGGAAUUUCUUCCACGCGUCUAGUGGAUCUACUUGCUUCAUCGAAUGGGAGCAACCUACAAAUAACGCAUAGGCUCCUGGAAGCUUUUUCAUGGUUGAGCAAAGCACAGUAUCUCUUACUCACUUCCUUGUACGAGCUCGAAUCUCAAGCAAUCGAUGUUCUAAAAUCAGAGUUCCCAUUCCCUGUCUAUGCUGUUGCCCCAGCCAUACCUUACUUGGAUGUUGCAGAAAAUUCCCCCCAAGCUUCCGACGACAGUGACCCCAACUACUUUGAAUGGCUCGAUUCUCAGCCAAGAAGCUCUGUUGUAUAUAUUUCAAUGGGAAGCCUCCUCUCGGUUUCUAGUGCCCAAAUGGAUGAACUUGCAGCCGGUUUGCGAGGCAGUGGUGUCGGAUUCUUGUGGGUGGCGCGUGGUGAGGCUUGUAGGCUGAAGGAGGUUUGUGGUGAUAGGGGGUUAGUGGUGCCAUGGUGCGACCAAUUGAGGGUGUUGUCUCAUUCUUCAAUAGGGGGGUUUUUGACGCAUUGUGGGUGGAAUUCCAUUCAAGAAGGUGUGUUUUGUGGUGUUCCUUUUCUCACCUUUCCCAUAGUCGCGGAUCAAAUCCAAAACAGUAAGCUAAUUGUGGAGGAUUGGAGGAUUGGGUGGAGGGUGAAGGAAGAUGUGGGAGUGGACUGCUUGGUGGCAAGAGAGCAAAUCAAAGGGAUAGUGCAGAAGUUCAUGGAUUUGGAAAGUGGUGAAGUGAAAGAAAUGAGGAAAAGAACAAGUGAACUUCAACAGAUAUGUCAACGUGCGAUUGAGAAAGGUGGUUCAUCUGAAACUAACAUCAGUGCCUUCAUUAGGGACAUUUCACAAUGCCAUGGACGCUGAGGAGAUUACAACUCUAUGACUAUGUUCUAAUUAGUUACACAACCUGUUCAUGCAUGUGCCUUCUCUUAUCUCUAUAAUAUUCCUGUUUAAUUUUGCUCCAAAAUUUCCUUAAACUAAAGGCACAAACUGAAUGAAAUUUUUCACUUUUUUGGUGACUUAUCCUA
Messenger RNA from Corylus avellana, 1685 nucleotides. Its product is annotated as UDP-glycosyltransferase 87A1. NCBI's taxonomy places the organism in Eukaryota, Viridiplantae, Streptophyta, Magnoliopsida, Fagales, Betulaceae. Gene Ontology annotation, molecular function: quercetin 7-O-glucosyltransferase activity; quercetin 3-O-glucosyltransferase activity. The record is from RefSeq and is a predicted model, not a curated record.